AUACGAAUUUUUUGUCACGAAUUGACAUUAUUUUUGACGUUUUAAAACUAUAUUUCUAAAUUGAUUCAUCUCAUUUUAAGUCCCUGCCAAUUUCAUCGUAAAGAUGGCCUCGUGUAUGCCAUGUGGUCCCCUCUUACAGACAAAUUCUCAUUCACCAUGUCCACCUCCGGGACCAAGCAAAUGCUGCAAUGUGUGUGUGCCAGUGCAAAUUUCGUCAGUUCCACCAGUAAGAAAAGUACCAAAAAGAUGCAAGUACAUCCAACCACCACGACCAAAAUCGUAUGCACCUUUAAGGAAAUUCAUACCACCGGAAUUGAAAAUGGAAGAUGGAACCAUUUACAGAAAAUCAUUUAUUCCAGUCGAAGGAGAAAAACCUGUUGUCAUCAUUCCAGAAAACAACUUAUGUGUUGGUGAAGGUAAGAUAUCAGACAAUACAGUAAACCGGAUGUCUUUCCAGCCACAUAAAGCUAAACCUGCAUGUCCCAUUUAUCCUUGCGAACACAAACUAUUAGGAACAGGACCAAUGCAAGAUAUCACUACCAACAAACACGACUACGUACCGAAACCGUCCGUAAAAACAGUUCCAAUCAAACCAUUUGCUAAUCUAUUUUCUUCGGAUUGUCCACUGAGUAAUAAAACAGUCAACAGACUAUCUUACAUGCCUCAAGAUUUGGAAAAGGCCAAAGUAGUGCCCGUUAGACCAAUUAAUGCAAUUCCUGCACCUUCUGGAAGAAUAAGUGACAAAACUGUACAAAAAAUGUCUUAUCAGCCUUGGAAGCCCCCUGCGCGUAUUGACAUGCCUUGGGCAGAAAAGCCUAAGUUUGUUCCACCAAAACUUCGAAUGGAGGAUAACACUAUCAACAGACUCAGCUAUGGACCGCCAGGUGAAUACAUUGAAUGCGAUGAUGAUGAUUCUUGUGUACCUUGUCCCCCUUCUUAUAACGUAGCCCCUCCCGUUUGUAUGGGCCCAGCUCAAUGUUGUAUGUCUUGCUGUUGUCCUAAAGCAGCUUGCUGAAACUUUGGAAAUUUUUUAUGUAAAAUGUCCCUUUUUUUUAAUAUUUACAAAUAUUUUACACUUAUAUAUUGAGUAUAUAUAUUUUCUCAAAAA
Molecule: messenger RNA, 1108 nt
Organism: Diabrotica virgifera virgifera (western corn rootworm)
Lineage: Eukaryota; Metazoa; Arthropoda; Insecta; Coleoptera; Chrysomelidae
Product: stabilizer of axonemal microtubules 2
Exons: 1
Coding region: 104-1015 (303 amino acids)
Biological process (GO): microtubule anchoring
Cellular component (GO): sperm flagellum; centriole; cytoskeleton
Molecular function (GO): microtubule binding
Source: RefSeq, a predicted model, not a curated record